AUGGCCAGCAGCAGGUUCAGCCUUCCUAAAUCCUCUCCCUCUGCCCUCUCACUCCUUUUCCUUCCCCUGCUUUUCCUCCCUCUACCCUCAUUAGUGAGAGGUGACUGUUGGCUUAUUGAAGGGGAUAAAGGCUAUGUAUGGCUGGCUAUCUGCAGCCAGAACCAGCCACCGUAUGAGACUAUCCCUCAGCACAUCAACAACACGGUGCACGACCUGCGCCUGAACGAGAACAAGCUCAAGGCUAUCUUCUUCAGCUCCAUGAGCCGCUUCACCAACCUCACUGACCUCAACCUCACCAAGAAUGAGAUAUCUUACAUAGAGGACGGGGCCUUUGCUGGACAGGCCAACUUGCAGGUGCUUCAGCUGGGAUACAAUAAGCUGACGAACCUUACGGAAGGGAUGCUGAGAGGCCUGGGCAGAAUGCAGUGCCUGUUCCUGCAGCAUAACCUCAUCGAGAUCAUUUCCACCAAUGCCUUCUGGGAGUGUCCCAGUCUGAGCAGCCUCGAUUUGUCCUCCAAUAAGCUGGCCAAACUAGACCCGUCCACCUUCACGGUUCUCGGACGUUUAAUGGUGUGCGAGCUUGCUGGGAAUCCUUUCCACUGUGGCUGUGAGCUCUACAGCUUCCUAACCUGGUUGGAAGCCUUCAACAAUGUCACCCACACCUAUGAUAGGCUGCAAUGCGAAACCCCAAGAGAACUUUUUGGCUAUCCUCUGCUAAGUCCAGUCUCCAGUCAUGGGCGCAAUGCUCGCUCCAUUUUGUCAUCCAUGUGCAAGGAUGGGGUGAUUAUUCCUGGUAUAACCUCCUUGCCCCCUGAAGUGGAUUUCUCUGGGAUAGGGCCAGAUAUUUCAGACCAGAUGGGGCCAUAUCAUCCACCCACGGCAUCUUCAACGGCAGGUCCAUCAUACAGCCCUACUAUUAAGCUGCAGUCAGUUUCCCUCACCUCAGCCUCGCUGCUGGUGCAGAUCCCUCGACCUUACAGCAAGAUGUACAUCCUGGUGCAGUACAACCACACUUACGUGUCUGAUGUUAUGAACCUGAAGAACAAGAAAGAGCUUGUCACACUGAAAACUCUAAAACCCCACACAGAUUACACCUUCUGCGUAGCCUCGAUUCGUAACUCACAGCGUUACAACCACACUUGCCUGCAAUUUGCAACACGAUCUCCAGGCCCCGAUGACCUGCGUGCUGGCCCCUCUACCACCACCCACUACAUAAUGACCAUCCUGGGCUGUUUGUUCGGUAUGGUCAUCGUGUUGGGCUUGGUGUACUACUGCCUACGCAGGCGUCGAAUUCAGGAGGAGAAAGAGAAGUCCAUCAGCGUGAAGAAGACCAUCUUGGAAAUGCGUUAUGGGCCUGAGGCGGCAGCUGCAGCUGCCAACGACCCUUCAGCCUUGCAGAAACUCCAUGAACAGGUUCAUCACCAACACCAUCACAGCAAGAUGCCACAGUCCACUUCUUCAAGCAUGGGAAUGCUCCACAGCUCUGCCAACACCAGCUCCUCUCGCCUGUCCUCACUUCCCCAGGUCGAGAAGAUGGCCACAGCCUUUUCAGAGGCCUUGGCCACCAGCAAGGGCAACUACAUGGAUGUGCGCACAUCAGCAGGUGGAGAAGAACGGGCCAGGGAUGGAGCUAUACCAGGAGUAGGGGAGGACAUUGUGAGGGAAGAAAAUGGAAUUGAUGCAGGAGAGGACUCUGAGGAUGAUGGUCGAGGCUCAACCUCAGAGAUCUCUACCAUUGCGAAGGAGGUGGACAAAGUCAACCAGAUCAUCAAUAACUGCAUCGAUGCCCUAAAGUUGGAUUCUGUAGCAGUUGCAGCAGCAGCAGCCGCCACCCCAACUGAAAACUCAUCUUCUCCGCCCCCACAGUGCAUAACCUCCUCAGCCCGAGGACUCAUCCCUCUGUCCCCAACAAUAACAGAGACAUGCCAGGCAAUGUCCUCUCCCAAAAUGCCCCCUCUACCCCCUGUUCCUCUUGUCAUGCCCCUGUCUGAGAGACCGGGCAUCAGCGGAGGUGGUUUCCUUUCACCCCCCUACAGGGACCCACCCCCUGCCACGGCCGCAAGGCCUUUGCAGCGGCAGCUGAGCGCUGAUGCUGCUGUUGUUGUCCUCAGCAACAUGAAGAAUCGCUGUGGUGCCUCUUCCGGGGGAUCAGUGAAGAGUGCUCGAGUCUUCAGCCUGGAUGUUCCUGAGCCUCUGAGUCCAGAUUCCUCAAAGUUCCCAGAGAAAGGCAGCCCUGUUGGGUGCGGGGAGCCCCUUGAGAGGCUCCCUCUAGUGGGUGUACAAGGGGGUAGCAACGGCAGGGGAGAAGGUGGCAACGGGGGAGGAGGGGGAGGCGGCGGUGGCAGUGGUGGUUCGGGUGGAUGCAGUGUUGUGGUUCCAGGUGGAGGCGGGAUGGCGCAACAGCACCUCCUGGAGGUGCACCCAGACUACCACUGCUCAGAGCACCGACACUCCUUCCCCGCUCUCUACUAUGAGGGUGCCAUCGACUCCCCUGCCCAGAAGGCCUCCUUCCUAAAGCCCCUCUCUCGCACCAAGAGGGACGCUGCCUAUUCCCAGCUAUCGCCUCGCCACCACAACUACUCGGGAUAUUCGUCCAGCCCAGAAUAUUCUUCCGAAACCACCUUGAAAAUCUGGGAGCGCUUUCGACCCUACAAGAAAAGCCCUCGUGAAGAGGCCUACAUAGCAGCUGGCCACGCCCUUCGGAAGAAGGUGCAAUUUGCUAAGGACGAGGAUUUGCACGACAUUCUUGACUACUGGAAAGGGGUGUCUGCACAGCAGAAACUGUAA
This is a messenger RNA of Colossoma macropomum (tambaqui), 2787 nucleotides long. It is a transcript of the gene elfn2a, whose product is annotated as extracellular leucine-rich repeat and fibronectin type III domain containing 2a. Bases 1 to 2787 code for a protein of 928 amino acids. NCBI's taxonomy places the organism in Eukaryota, Metazoa, Chordata, Actinopteri, Characiformes, Serrasalmidae. The record is from RefSeq and is a predicted model, not a curated record. The transcript has a single exon. Gene Ontology annotation, molecular function: protein binding. Gene Ontology annotation, cellular component: plasma membrane.